AUGACCGGUGCUGACCCCCCUUCUCUCUCGCGCAGGUACAUCACUGGCGUCGCCGUCCGCUUGGCCGUCGAUCUCGGCCUUCACCACGAGGACGGAACGGAUGUCGAGGCAUCGUCCGGCGCCGAGGCCGCCGCUCAGGAUCGCGGCCGGCGACUCUGGACCCGCGACAUGCGACGCCGUCUCUGGUGGUGCACCUACUCCUUCGACCGACUCGUCAGCACCUGCGUCGGGCGGCCGUUUGGCAUCAGCGACCAGGUCAUCACCACCGAGCUGCCCUCGCUGCUCGACGACGCGUACAUCACGCCCGCCGGCUUCCUGGACCCGCCCGAGCCGGAGCAGAACCCGAGCUGCAAGCACGUCGCCCACCACUACUUCCGACUGCGCAUGCUCCAGUCCGAGAUGCUGCAGGUGCUGCAGUACAACCAGGCCCAGCUCGUGCGAGCCGGCGGCAACCAGCGGCGACAGUACCCCGAGAUGCACACCCACCUCCCGUCGCCCUUCCUCGUCCACUUCGACUCCUUCCGGUCCUGGCGAGUCGACAUCGACCGGCGGCUGUACCAGUGGCGGGCCAAUGCGCCGACGCGCGUCGAGACGGGCGUCGCCUUCUCGACCGAGUUCCUCGAGCUCAACUACUGGCAGGCCAUCAUCAUGCUCUACCGCCAGAGCCUGAGCGUGCCUACCAUGUUCGAGGGGGAGUACAACACGUCGGACGAGGUCAACAGCCCGACGGCCUUCACCGCCGAGCUGCAGGGAGACGAGGACGCCAUCUACCUCAAGGUGGCCGAGGCGGGCCAGAAGAUUCUGCGCAUCUACCGCCAGCUCCACCUCAGCGGCCUCGUGAGCUACACGUACCUGUCGACGCAUCAUCUCUUCAUGGCCGGCAUCUCGUACCUGUACGCCAUCUGGCACUCGCCCAUGACGAUGGACGAGGUCGACUUCACCGUCCUGGCCGCGAAAUCCGUCUUCACCGACAUGAUAGACAAGUGCCCGCCCGCCGAGACGUGCCGCGAUGCCUUUGACCGAACGGCCAAGGCGACGAUCAAGAUGGCCAGCUCCAGCGGCGGCUUCGGCGCCGCGGCCCAGCAGCCGAGGCGGCAGCGACGCGAGGUGACGAGUUGGGCGGCGGCGACGCCAGACGUGACGGCGCUGAAAGCUCCCUCCCGCCACCGACACCACCCGUCGGACCACGCCUCGUUCUCCUUCGACAUCAUGAUACCGGAUAGCCUUUCGUCGCCGAGCCUGUCGGCCACGGGCGACCUGUACUCGCCACCGCCGGGCCAGUCCAAGGCCUUCAACGCGGACACGUUCAUGCCGCACCCGCGCUCCCACGGCGGACCGAGCCCCGACGAUCGGACGACGAGCCAGGAUGGGGCGUCGUCCAUUGACCCGGCGCUCGUGCCGUCGCCUGCGUCGUCUCGACGGACGGCGCCGCUGGAGUCGCGCGAGUCGGCCGCCGCCAUGGUCGGCUCCAAGUAUGCGAUGCAAGGCACGACCGACUACCCUGACGCCCAGGCCAUGGACUUUCUGCAUACCAUCGGCGCCGCGCGCAACGGCGAGGUGAACGGCAUGGACCAGGCCCAGCUCGACCUCGGCUUCGGCAUCAACUGGGAAGGGAUGCACAACGACUACGGCGAGGGCCCGCACGUGAGCCCCUUCGACGCCUUCUUCUUCGGCGGCCAACAGGGCGGCGGCGGAAGCUGA
This is a messenger RNA of Drechmeria coniospora, 1701 nucleotides long. RefSeq lists its product as uncharacterized. The transcript is spliced from 2 exons. Gene Ontology annotation, molecular function: DNA-binding transcription factor activity, RNA polymerase II-specific; sequence-specific DNA binding; zinc ion binding. Lineage: Eukaryota; Fungi; Ascomycota; Sordariomycetes; Hypocreales; Ophiocordycipitaceae. Gene Ontology annotation, biological process: positive regulation of transcription by RNA polymerase II; DNA-templated transcription. The coding region runs from base 1 to 1701 and encodes 566 amino acids. The record is from RefSeq and is a predicted model, not a curated record.